Messenger RNA from Suncus etruscus (white-toothed pygmy shrew), 612 nucleotides. RefSeq names its product adrenomedullin 2 (gene ADM2). The record is from RefSeq and is a predicted model, not a curated record. NCBI's taxonomy places the organism in Eukaryota, Metazoa, Chordata, Mammalia, Eulipotyphla, Soricidae. The transcript has 2 exons. Bases 1 to 429 code for a protein of 142 amino acids. Gene Ontology annotation, biological process: adenylate cyclase-activating G protein-coupled receptor signaling pathway; positive regulation of heart rate; regulation of systemic arterial blood pressure.
AUGGCCCGGCUCCCGGUCGCGCUCGCUUGCAUCAGCCUCCUCUGCCUGCAGCUCCCGGGAGCUCUGGCCCGGGCUCGGACCCGUGCACCCGCCAAAGGCAGACCCCGGGCCCAGACUCCUCUCGGUGAUCCUCACCCCCAGCGGCCUGCACCUCGCCCUGCAGUCUGGAAACGUUGGAAGGUCCAUCCGCAGCGGAGUGCCAGCCUGGCCCCCCGCAGUGGUCACCGUGCCUGGAGCGGCCCCCACCGCCGCCGCCACCGUGGCUCCUCGGGCCCCUACCGCACCCGAGCCCAGCUCCUGCGGGUGGGCUGUGUGCUGGGCACCUGCCAAGUGCAGAACCUGAGUCACCGCCUGUGGCAACUGUUGGGGCCGCCCGGGCCUCGAGACGUAGCCCCCGUGGACCCCAGCAGCCCCUACAGCUAUGGCUGACACGCAGCCAUAUCCCCCCCCCCCCAUAUGCUGCCGCUGCUCCCCAGACCCAACACUGCAGACAGCAGAAACUCCCACAGAGGGCAGCCCAGGCCUAACACCUCCUGCCCCCCGAGACAGCUGUGGACACUUGACCCACGCUCACCAGUGGACACGUGCAGAACCCACACUCCCUACUGACCU